GCCCCUGAGGACGCGAUGCCCCCCGUGUUGCCCGAAGAACACCAAACCGGCAGCGGUAGGACCCGAGGGAGGGGCUCAGCGCUGCCUCAGGGAGGCUCAAGCCGGAACCCCUCUCAGGCCACCCCGCUGCCCUCGCAGGGCCCGCGCCUCACACAGCGCCCUGCCGUGACGUCAGAGUACGUGUGUAUAUGGGGGCUGGAGGGGAGGCGAUGGUAUGACGUCAUCCUGCUGCCGUUCCCGAGCCCGGUUCAGCACGGAGCCGCCCCCGGCGGGCGGGGCGCGCAGCGCGGGGCGGUCCCGGUGCAGAACCGCUGCCGGCAGCGCUGGGCCCGGCCAGUCGCCGUGCGUGAAGCCAUCGGCUGGGCGAUGCGGAUGGCGGUCGGUGCGGCAGCGGGGGACGGGGCGGCGCAGAACCCCGGCCCCGCCGCCGUGUCGCUGGGCUUGAGCGUGGCCGUGGUGUCCAGCCUGGUGAACGGCUCCACCUUCGUCCUGCAGAAGAAAGGGAUCGUGCGGGCCCGCGGGCGAGGUACUUCAUACUUGACAGAUAUAGUAUGGUGGUCUGGCACUAUUGCAAUGGCUCUUGGUCAAAUAGGGAAUUUCUUGGCCUACACUGCAGUCCCAACUGUGUUAGUGACCCCCUUGGGAGCGCUUGGUGUUCCAUUUGGGUCCAUUUUAGCUUCUUAUUUGCUGAAAGAAAAACUGAACAUUCUUGGCAAGCUGGGAUGUUUGCUGAGCUGCGCUGGGUCUGUUGUUCUCAUCAUUCAUUCCCCAAAGUCUGAGAGUGUAACGACUCAGGCUGAGCUUGAAGAGAAACUUACAAAUCCAGUUUUCGUGGGUUACCUCUGCGUAGUACUGCUAAUGCUUCUCCUGCUAAUCUUCUGGAUAGCUCCAGCUCAUGGACCUACUAAUAUCAUGGUUUACAUCAGUAUUUGCUCUCUCUUGGGCAGUUUCACUGUUCCCAGCACAAAAGGCAUUGGGCUGGCUGCUCAAGAUAUCUUUCACAAUAAUCCGUCAAGUCAAAGGGCUUUGUACCUCUGUCUGGUACUUUUGGCAGUAUUAGGAUGUAGCAUUAUCAUUCAGUUCAGGUACAUCAAUAAGGCACUGGAAUGUUUUGACUCCUCUGUGUUUGGAGCCAUCUACUAUGUUGUGUUUACGACUCUAGUCCUGCUGGCUUCAGCCAUCCUUUUCAGGGAAUGGAGUAAUGUAGGAGUGGUCGAUUUCUUGGGAAUGGCAUGUGGAUUCACUACAGUAUCUAUUGGAAUUGUUCUUAUACAGGUCUUCAAGGAGUUCAACUUCAAUAUUGGAGACUUAAAUAAACCUAACAUGAAGACAGAUUAAUUAUUUUUUUUUCUUUUGAGGGGAAACUGGAUGGCUCAGGGAAAGAUAAAGAACCUUUCAUUUCUAGGUCACUGAUUCAAAUAUGAUUCAGGUUGGUAGUCAGCCUCUGAUUUGGUGGCCUACGUGAAAUGAAUUGGAGGCCUCCAUCCAGUUUCAAAGGAGCAGUUUUCCAUUGUACCCCAGUCAAUACAAUAAAUGACCUUAAUUGGAACCGUGGAUUGAGUUAGCAUAGAGACUGUUGUAUUUCCUUACUUUAAAGGAUAAUCAAUCAGAAGAGAUGUGAGGAUAUUCUGACAGACUUGUGUGUGAAUCCUUGUAUUACGGCUGUCCCUGAGGUAUUGUUUUUGUGGGUAGAAAACAUCAGUUUCUAAUGCACUCAAUCUGAUUCCUUUCCAUGAGUGAUGUGUACCUUAAAAAUAAGAGGGGAAAAAAUGCGAGUUGAACAAUUUGUUAAUACUGCAAUGUGUUCACCGUCAAGGCUGUGAAUUCUGAGACUAAUGUUGGCUGAACUAUGGACCGCAGAUCUGUCCUUUUUAGUGACUGUCUUGGCAAUUUGGUCUGCCAUGUGGUGAAGACACUGGGGAGUUUUAAAUUGAAUUCUUUACACAGAGCAGUGAACCCUUAAAAUCCUUCACUACUUACUUAUCAGCUGAUGGUAUUGUUCAGGGUAUGCAUUUUCCUUUGUGACAUGUGCAUUAAGACAUACCGCAUUCACCUGAGAGUUUUUAAUCGGGAGACAAAGUCUGUAAAAGAUACGGAAACGAUGCACAGACUCAUUGCCUAUAUGGUGGCUUAUUUUGUAAGCAGCUCAGAACUAUUUCAGUGCCUUUGUAAUCCAAAAAUACUGCGUAAAUGCGAAUGUAUUUGUUUCAGAUGGCCUAUAUCGGUUUAAUAAUUCAGUCUCACUGUCAGUAAUACUGGACUGUAUUCAAAUUCUAAACAUGUAAAGCAUCCAGGAGAGAGACAUUUUGGAAGAAUUUACUAGCCUGAAUUGAAACUCCUAGAUGCUUUGACAGCUUUGGCAUAGUUGUAAUGGGAAGAGGUAAACUAUGAGAGGACUAUUCAAAGCCAGCCAACAUACCUUGAUUCUACUAGUUACUGCUUGAUUCUAAUUGACUAAACACAAGAAGCUAUAUUGCAAAGUAGUUAAUAAGCAGCAAAACUAAAAUAAAUGGUUGAGACAGAAGAGCAUAAAAUUUCUCACUGCUCAGAAAAAGAAAAGAUGGCCUUGUCCUCUUGUAACCUGGGAAAAGGAGAUUGAAGCCUGACAAAACACAGGCAUUCGGAGAGCUGAGUUUCAGGCAACCAACUGGAACAUACAUUCAGAUCCACUAACUUACAGACCUUUAUGAAUAGUUCAGCAAUAAUAUUUUGACAGGUAGUACUCAAGUACGCAGCUUAAGCUGUGAGUGGAAUGAUUCUGAACUGUUUAGGUUAAACCUUUUAGAGAACAUUUGUAUGUCAAAAAUACUUAAUUUUCACAUGUUUGUAUUUGGUAGUUAAAAAAUCACAAGUCAAAAAUUUGUGAGGAAAGCUUGAAAAGUAAGAAAUGUUUGUUUUUAUUUCGAGUGCAAAAACAGAAUUCAGACAGUGGAACUCAAUGAUCUCUGGGUCAGGAUGUUUCUUGAAACAAGCAAAAUCCCAGUAUGGUUACAAGACAGCAUUUGGAAAAAGUUCAUGAUGUUUUUUGAAGAAUUCAUGAAUCUUUGUGACUGGCUGAGGGUAAUACAAAUGUUGAUUAAUGAAGGUAAUAGUGUUCACUCUGAAGUGGGUUGUUUUUUUUUUUUGGUGUCUGUGUGUGUGAAUUAAUGCUAUCUUAAAACUCACCUAUUGUUUGGAAGCCAGUUUGACGACUGUGAACUCCGGAUUCAUGGUCUGAACUGGCAGAAAUGUGCACUCUUACAGACUGACACAGAAAUUGGGUGUCUUGACGUAAUAAAAUAGCAGAAAAGGGGCCAUCUUGGAUUUGCAGAUACUUCAUAUGAUUUCUAGAAAGUUUCAGAAUGGUAGAUGGGGCAAAUUGGACCAUGAAAGAUAGUUACUAAACUCUGUUGAUACUGAUUGAAGAUGACAUGUUGGUUAUCAGCAGGCAGUUACGUUUUGUCACCUAGUUCCCUUCUUUUUUUUUUUCCACUGAAAUCUGAGUUGUACAUACGUUAUGAGACCUGUAGUGACCUACUUUUUAAAACAGUGUUAGCUGUUUUCUGAAGCAGUCAAAUUGCCUUUUCAAAAUCCGCAAUCACAAGUUGCAUGUUGGUUUUGUACCGGCCUUAAAUCUCCAAACGUUUCCAUGAAGAUCUUUAGGUUAAAGUGAAAAAGUUUGUGGUCUUAUCUCAGACCUCCUUUGGCCAUGUUUGUAUGUUUUGUUUUAAAACAUUCUUAUUUAUUUAGAAAGUGCCUAUCCUAGUACGUUAGGUGCAUAUGCAAAUUAUUAGUUAAUAUUGUAUCCACAGUAACUUGACUGCCCUAUCUAACUCAUGCCAUUUUCUGCAACACACAGGCAAGUUUACUUGAUGAGUGCUCUCUACGCAGAGUAAGAAUUAAGUAGCAACCAUGGUCUGUGGUCCUUUGGCCAUCCUUACAGCUGAUAAAUGUAUGUGUGGGUGUCUUUUCCCCGGCUGCUCCUCAUCCAUGAUGAGCUUUCUAGAAAUGUCUGGUUAACCUUGUUUAAAACAGAUGUCAAAAGCCAGCACAUAAGAUGAAAGAAAUUCUCGUGGCCUUGCACAUCAUUUAUAUCUGCAGCCUUUUACAUCGUGAAUGCUAAAUAAUGGAAGCCUUUAGUUUUGCUACUUUGUUCAUUGUAUAACAGUGUUUUUUGAGUACUGCUGCACCUGGACCUGGUUCAAUUCUAACUUUAGAAGUGUAUUAGCAUUUUGUUGUCACAGUUGUUAUCAUUCUUCCUCCCUUUUUUAGUCUUUGCCAGUUGCUUUUCUGAUUUAAAAGGAGGCAGUGUUGAAGUUGAAUUUUAGCUGUUCCCUCUGUUUUUCCUCACCUCUGUCUGCACGUGAAAAAGACAUCCAAGUUCCGUCAUCUCAGGGAGCAAAUGUGCAUAGCUGUUUCCUGAGCUUUCCCUCAUGGAAGUGAUGGAGCCUACAUGUGUAAAAUGGAGUGAUUACAGUAGUGGAAUGCAUUGGAGUUAAAUUCAAACCCAUACAAAAGGUGUUUCACUCUGUACGUCUGGCAUCUGUUGUACUUAUCAAAGUCACUUACUUGUUACUCACUUGCCUUUGAUGAUUGACCCUUCAGUGUAUGGAGGGUUUACAUGUGUCACUCCCAAUCUUUAUUAGGUGUCAAACACAAAAAUUCCUCAGAUGCUCAGUAGGAAAAUAGAAACAUUUUUGAUACAACAACCAAAAAAAUUUGUUACCUUAAGUACUUACAUAGAAAUGAAGAAUACCUAAGGUUAUCUGCUGUACUGACUUUCCAACACGUUAUAUAUGUAAAUAGAGCCUAUUUAUUAGUGAGCUGAAACUAAUGUUAAAGAGAACCUGUCAUAUCACAGUUUGACAAGUGAGGCUUCCUAUUAAUAAUCUUGAUUUGUACUGAAUGUACGUAUUUUUCUGAAGUAGCUAGCACUGAAAAAUGAAAACACUGGAUUUUGUUCGUUGAAAUACUAGAAUCUGUGAGGUUUAGCUUUGCUUUUUAUUUGAAACAUAGAGGGUUUGUAUUUGAAGAAAGAUCUGGGGUUAAUAAGUAUGGAGUGCUUAAAACUGGACUUUGCAUGUUAUACCCUUCUUUCUUCGUAAAUAUAAAGCAUUCUGCAGAUGUUCCUCAGCUGUCUAGCUGAAGCUGCACUGUUAAAUCAAUUAUUAACAAAUAUUGAUCAAUUACCUGAUGUCUUUUCUUUACAGAGACCAAUCUUUGAAAUAAUUUUUUGGUGCUACUGAAUAGAGGCUGAAGUGAUGCAGAAUGUUAAUGUACCAUGUGAGGCACCAAUGAUGCAAAAAGUUAUUACUAUUAGUGCCCAAGUGUUUCAGACAACAAUGUUGAAAUGAUUACAAAGUUAGAGGUUAAGAAAUCUUUCUUAAAAACUGAAAAUAUGUGGUUUUGGUGGGUUUUCUUGUGUUUGGAUUUUUGUUUUCUUCUUUCUCUAAACAGCUACUCUAGAGAGUAGAAAAUGUUACACAAAUGGGGUAUUUUUAACUUAAUUCUUUUUUUUUUUUUUUUUUUUUUUUUAACUGUGGAACUUUCUUUUUUUCUAACUUUUGUUUUCCUGGAUGUAAAAAAACAGUUCUGAUGCGAUGUGGGGAAAAAGUGGACGGCAACAAAUACACAAUGUCAGGUUGCUUCAAUGCUAUUGCAAUAUACUCACUAUGGAUUACAUACAAAUGGUUUAUUUUAUUAGCUUUCAAAUAAUGUGUAUAUAUAUAUAUAUAUAUAUAUUUGUUAAUGGCUUACCAGUCAAGCUUACUCUUUGCUUUUUAAAAAAUAGUUAUAGGCAUGUUGUAUUUGCCUUGUGUAAAUUAUAAGAGGCUAUUUAUUAAGUUUUCUGAUAACUAAUCUAUUUAUUAAUCUGUAAUGUUUUAAAAUAAAUGAUUUUAUUUCUAGCUCAA
Molecule: messenger RNA, 5891 nt
Organism: Tympanuchus pallidicinctus (lesser prairie-chicken)
Lineage: Eukaryota; Metazoa; Chordata; Aves; Galliformes; Phasianidae
Gene: NIPA1
Product: NIPA magnesium transporter 1
Exons: 5
Coding region: 16-1338 (440 amino acids)
Biological process (GO): magnesium ion transport
Cellular component (GO): membrane
Molecular function (GO): magnesium ion transmembrane transporter activity
Source: RefSeq, a predicted model, not a curated record